AUGAGCAAUUCUGACUUUGUGGAGUUUAUUUCCAACCGGCUGGCCACUGCGUCUGAUUGUGGAAAGCCUUUGACAGACCUCGGAUUGGUUCCGUGCAACCUUGCGGUGUUUCGUACCCAUCUGGAGAGUAUUCGGUCUCCGACAGCCAGGCAAAGUCUGCCCCAGAUUCACGCUCGCAUCCCUGGGAAUUCGUAUCUGUCUCUGUCAUCGUCGGAACCGAGCCGGUCAUCUCCGCUAUCUCGGCGCUCUUGCAGACUCAAAUCGCCUGUCCCCCGGAGACCGGAGCCUGAGUCUUCUGCGGGAGAGCAUGCGACCGAUUCCGAGAAUUCUAUCAAUGAUGAAUCGUUCGACGAGCAUGAGGUCGACUCUGGGGAUUCUGAGGACUCUGAAGAGUACGAUCUGGAUGAUGAGUUAUUCGAGGAGUAUGCGACCGCUGCCAGCUCGUUUGAAGCACCAGGAUCCCACAUUGAAGAUACCGGCCCAAUCGAAGGCGAGGACAGGGAUGAAGAAGCUGAUUCUGGUUCGGGUUCAGUGGUCGCAGAGGAGGAGAUGAUCGAUCUUGAUCCUACCCCAAGGCCCAAGAACCCCCCUCUCGCGACGUUUUUGAAACAUGUGUCUAGAGAAAAGAUGCUCCGAUGGCUGACCAGGGAUUUUCUGAAGGGGAGAGAUGGCGACGACGACUUGGCUGACCAUCUUGAGAUCUGCCGUGUGUUGGGUUGGAAUUUUUUCCAAGAGCUUUCCGACUUGGAUGCAGCCAAAGCCCAAGUCCAAGCCCAAGCAUAG
Messenger RNA from Penicillium longicatenatum, 783 nucleotides. RefSeq lists its product as uncharacterized. Lineage: Eukaryota; Fungi; Ascomycota; Eurotiomycetes; Eurotiales; Aspergillaceae. The transcript has a single exon. The record is from RefSeq and is a predicted model, not a curated record. The coding region runs from base 1 to 783 and encodes 260 amino acids.